Molecule: messenger RNA, 3345 nt
Organism: Rotaria sordida
Lineage: Eukaryota; Metazoa; Rotifera; Eurotatoria; Philodinida; Philodinidae
Source: the annotation of a GenBank genome assembly
AUGGAUCCAUUUUCAGUUCAUGCGCAACUUAGUCCAAAUUGUGCAUUUGUUAAAUCUAUCAAACCAUCGACUGAUGUCUUCUUCUUAUCUUCGUGUCAUACACCGGCAACUAUUAGUACUGAUUUACCAACUACUGAUUCCAGUGAACAAGAUAAGUUCUCUAAAUGUCAAAAAACAAAAUUAACCAACGAAAGUAUUCAGACACCUGCUUUUGUCGAAGUGGAAAUGCUGAAACAAAUACGUCGUCAAACAUUUUCACACUGGCCGCAUCGAAUUACACCAUCUCAAGCACAAAUGAUUCAAGCUGGCUUUUUCAAUUGCAAUGUUGGUGAUCGGGUGAUCUGUAUCUAUUGUAACCUCAUUUGUCAGCAAUGGACGCCACAUACAGAUGAUCCAUGUGAAGUGCAUAAAACACUUUCGCCUCAAUGCCCUUUUGUGCUGAACAUGUUAGUACGUCGUGAAGCCACGCCUUUAUCAAUCAUUAAUCUGAAUUCCGUGACUGACGGAACAUCAACAGUUGCUGCUGUUACUAAUGCCUUUCGCUCGCAUGAGAUUGUGCUUACUGCCGCUUGUAACUCGUAUUAUAUAGAAAUUCCAAAACGCCAUCAAUCAUUUACUACGUGGCCCAGCGACCCACUUCCAUCCGUUGAUGAUCUCGUUCGCGCCGGGUUCUUUUAUACUGGUAAUAGUACCAUCGUUACAUGUUUCUACUGCAAUGGCUCAUUGCAGAAUUGGGGCGCAAACGAUAGUCCUACAAUUGAGCAUGCUCGGUGGUUUCCACAUUGUGGAUAUGCAAAACAACUCUGUGGAGAUGAUCUAUAUCGAAAAAUCCAGGAAUCGAAACGAACUGCACAAGAACGUGCUAGACCCAAAGAGACAAUCAACAAUAUUACGAGUAGUGCCCAAAAAUUGCAAAUAUCGGAUGAAAGUACAUUGUCGCGUUUUGUGGCGGCUCGCCUAGAUUUGCCUAUAUCGCAAAAGUUGCUUAACCAAAAUUUCAAAUUAUCGAUCAUCAAACGUUGUUGGGAGGAUCAACUUCGGUUAAAAUUGGAUGAUUUCGUUACCGACUGCGAUCUAUUGAUGGCUUGUACUAUUCUACAGAAACAAAUCACUGGUAUUAACGGCAAGAAAGAGAAUAUCAUAGUGCCCAGUAUUAAAAUGCGACAAGUGCGCGAGGCAUUUCUAUCAGAAAUCCUUCCUGCACAAUCAUCGACAUCGUCUCCUACUGCAGCAGUCUCAACGAUUAGAGUAGAGAAAGGUAUGACUUAUCACGGAAACUCAACGUCAACAGAUGGCCUCCGACAAUCACCUGCACAUCUCUUUGAAGUUUUUCUUGAAAUUCAUCAAUCGAUUAAUAACGAACCACCUGCAAUUUUAAUUCAAUAUCCAAAUGAUUUCUCAGAUCCAAUACUUAAAACGGCUGCUAAUUUUGCAUAUCCCUGUAAAAUUCCAUCCGAUGAUCAAAGUGAAUAUUUCACAUUUGUUGUUCUCGAUUCAACAAGUUUAAUUUUUCGUUUCGGAUAUUGUCGUCGAUCUAAUCGAGAAUCUACUUGUUUAUGUAUAAUGAGUUAUUAUCCAUGGUUUGAAAUAUUUUGUAAUAUUCUUAAUGAUGUAUCACAAAUAAUUAAUACACAAUCAGUCGCAGAAGUUGAAACAUUUUUAUCAUCAUUAUAUAAUUAUAAAUUAAUGUCAAUUGAAGAAUUUUAUAAACGUGGAGGAAAAGAAAUGAUUGAAAUUAAUAAUCUUUCAAAAGUUUAUAGUUAUCCUCGACCUGAUCAACGUAUACUUCCUUCAAUAUCAUCUAAUAGCAAUUUUACAAUAAUGUUUUCUCGAUUGGGUCCAGAUAUGACUCUACGUCUUUUUGCACAUUUAAUUUUUGAACGAAGAAUUUUAUUUAUUUCAUCAAAACUUUUUCAUUUAACUGCAUGUGCUUGUGGAUGUUUACAUUUAAUUAAUCCAUUGCAUUGGCAAAGUAUUUUUUUACCAAUUCUUCCCGAAUCUCUGACAUGGACAGCACAAUGUACAGCACCAUAUAUAAUUGGAAUACAUUCAAGUAUUUAUUCGAGAAUGAAUAAAAAAGAACUAGGUGAUGUAGUAAUAGUAAAUAUUGAUGAUAGAAAAAUUGAAUCACAAUAUGAUGAUCUGAAUUUAUUUCCUAAACAUUUAAUACGUAAUAUGAAAAAAGAUAUUCAACAAUCAUCACAAUUUAUUGAAGAUCACUUAGCAAGAAUUUUUCUUCGAGCUAUGGCAUCUAUUCUUGGAAAUUAUGCAAGUGGAUUUGUAAUAAAAAAUGAACAAUUAGAUUUCGAUAGAAAUGUUUAUUUGAGACAAUAUUUAAAAUCUGAUUUAAAUAUGUUUAUGUCUUCUGUUGUUAAUACACAAAUGUUUGAACAAUUUUCUCGGCAUCGAACUUAUCUGCAACUUCAUCCUGAUAUUGAUGUUGAUGAAUUUGAUAUUGAAGUAAAAAGUUUUGAACAAAGUCAACAAUCAAAAAGAUCUAAUGUCAACAAAAAAAUCUACCAAAUUCCAGAUAGAACUACCAAUCCAGAUACUGAACAAAUACAAACUAAAACUGAAAAAUUACAACUGAUAGAUAAACCUGAAGAAAGAGUUACAAAUGAAGAUUCAUCCGUAAAAACUCAUUACGCAUCAUUUGAUAUAAACAAUAGCAUUCAACAAAAAACUGACGAUUCAGUCGAAUCAAAUCAUCAAACAGCUCAACAGUCAAAUCCAUCGAGUUUCUUAAAUGAUGAAUCAUCUUCAUUAUUUCAUUCUUCAACUUCUAAAUUUGAUCAAGAUAAAACCAAUCAAUUAAUCGAUUUCAAUAUAGACGAAAAUCCAUUAUUACCAUUCUCUAUGGAAUCAAAUGUAAAUAAAAUACAUGAAACUCCGCGUUCAAAAAAAUUACAAAUAAAUUCAAAAAUAAAACAAUUACAAAAUGAACUUCAAUCUAAAGUUCAAGCAUUCAACAAUAAACCUAUUGAUCCACGUGAUGAAUAUGAUAAAGAACAAACUGAAGUCAACAAACUUAUUGAACAAUUUGAUCCAUUUAAUAAUUCAAAUGAUGUAAAUAAAACAAAACCCAUGAUAUUUCAUUCAGAUAUGGUUACAUUUAAUUGUCAUUCACCUAUUUCUGAAACAAUACCAACAAAUUAUGUGAAAAAUAUUCAAUCAAAUUAUGAAACCAAUACUCAAUUUAAUUCAAAGCCUGAUUAUUCUGCUGAACAAAAUUCUCAUUCUUCAUCAUCAAUAGAUUUUGAUCCUUUAAUACCAUCAGCAAAUAAUUCAUAUCCUCAUCUUCCAUCAUCAGAGACAAAUGAAUCAAAUUUAAUUGAUUUUAAUUAA